AGACGAGCAGAUGUACCGCUGUGAGGACUGUGACGAGCUGUUCACCUCGCCCCUGGAGCUGCAGCGGCACCAGAAGUACUCUUGUUCCAGUGCCGGUUCCCUGUUCAACACUCUCAGCAAAGAGGACUUCAAGCAGGAGCGUGACGACAGCGACCACGAACCCGUCCACGAGUGCAAGGAUUGCGAGAAGAUCUUCCCCAACGAGUACAGGUGCAGCACACACACGCACAUAAGCGAGCACGCACGGACACACACAGUGGUACAUUUACCUCUACACUAAUGAUUUGAAGAGCAUCAUCAUCAUCAUCAUUAUCCUAAAUGACUGCGUAUGUGUCGUAUGUCUGUGCUCCUUGUCCAGUCUGGGCCAGCACAUGAUCGUGCACACAGAGGAGCGGGAGUACAAGUGUGACCAGUGUCCCAAGGCCUUCAACUGGAAGUCCAACCUCAUUCGCCACCAGAUGUCCCACGACAGCGGCAAGCGCUUCGAGUGUGAAAACUGCGAUAAGGUACAGCACACCCGGCACGUAAGUUGUGCGCAAAAACACAGGUUUCUUUCGCUACCUUGGUGAAUGCUGAUACUAGCCACAGUAGCGAAUUGACUGGGGAGAAAAUGAAUCCUGUAUGUACGUAGAAAAUAUGAUUUUAACCAUACGAUUUCGUGAUUAAGUUAGUGUAACGCAACCAUAAAUGCAAUUUAGUACCAACUUAAUCAUGUCGGUUUAUGCUAUGACUUGAAAAUGUUGUUACUUGCAGUUUAUUCAGCUUACUGGAUGUCUGGCCAUUAGUGCUGAGUGGUUAGUGCUUUUUGAGGUCGGUUCGGUUCCGGUUCGAUUAGAAGAAAAAAAUCCUGCAUUUCGGUUUUGAUAAUUUUUGUAAACAUGAAUUACAUUAUAAAAUAAUGACAUUACAAUGAUUUCAGAGCUUUUUAAUGGAAAUUCUAAAGCCAAAAAUAGUGAACAUUCAAUAGCCAAAAUAUUAAAAAUUCUUCCAUUGUACCUGUCAGGUCCACAUUGGGUAGACAUCAAUAUAAAUGUUUGAAAUUACUAUGAAAUAAUAAAAUAUUUCAGUUGUGUAUAUUCGUUUUUAUUUUACGACUUUAUUCAUUUUCAUUCCUUAAAGUCAUCAUCUCAUCUCUGCUCAGGCAAUAGCAGUCAGCCAGCCAGUUAUCUAUGUUCUCCCUGUACUGUCCUCCUUAAGGUGUAUGCAACCAUAAUUUGACAGCCAGCCAAAAUCCAAUCAAGAACUGAACCAGAGUCGGGGAUAGGCUUUCCAUAAACCUCCAGUUUUAUAGUUGAAACAGUGUGAAACUGUAACAAUACAAAAAAAUGAAAUUAUUGGAGCAGCUCAGACUAAAAGGCAAUAUUAAUGCACAACAGAGUCUAACCGAUGUUUCAUAGUCGAAUAGUGAACAAUACAAUACUUGACCAACACUGUACAUAGAAAACGUACGUAUCCUGCUUGAAUAUUGUUCUAAACAGGAUUAGUAUCUAAAUAACAUGUAAGCUAACUUAAGUGGGAAGAUAAAUAACAUGUAGAGAGAAGCUACCUGCAAAACAUCACUUAACAGGCAGACUAGGCUAGCGAGGGAAUACAUGUAAUCGAUUUACUUAAAAACUCAGAAUUAAAACAUGACCUGCAAGAAAUACUUAUAAUACUAAAAGAUGAACAUCUUAUUAUUUGUACUUAUGGGCAGGGGCGCAACUAGAAGUGGGGGGGACAUAUUUUUACAUUUACAUUUACGUCAUUUAGCAGACGCUCUUAUCCAGAGCGACUUACAAAUUGGUGCAUUCACCCUAUAGCCAGUGGGAUAACCACUUUACAAUUGUAUUUAUUUAUUUAUUUAUUUUAUUUUUUGGGGGGGGGUAGAAGGAUUACUUUAUCUUAUCCCAGGUAUUCCUUAAAGAGGUGGGGUUUCAAAUGUCUCCGGAAGGUGGUGAGUGACUCCGCUGUCCUGGCGUCGUGAGGGAGCUUGUUCCACCAUUGGGGUGCCAGAGCAGCGAACAGUUUUGACUGGGCUGAGCGGGAACUAUGCUUCCGCAGAGGAAGGGGAGCCAGCAGGCCAGAGGUGGAUGAACGCAAUGCCCUCGUUUGGGUGUAGGGACUGAUCAGAGCCUGAAGGUACGGAGGUGCCGUUCCCCUCACUGCUCCAUAGGCAAGCACCAUGGUCUUGUAACGGAUGCGAGCUUCAACUGGAAGCCAGUGGAGUGUGCGGAGGAGGGGGGUGACGUGAGAGAACUUGGGAAGGUUGAACACCAGACGGGCUGCGGCAUUCUGGAUGAGUUGUAGGGGUUUAAUGGCACAGGCAGGGAGCCCAGCCAACAGCGAGUUGCAGUAAUCCAGACGGGAGAUGACAAGUGCCUGAAUUAGGACCUGUACCGCUUCCUGUGUAAGGCAGGGUCGUACUCUCCGAAUGUUGUAGAGCAUGAACCUGCAGGAUCGGGUCACCGCCUUGAUGUUAGCGGAGAACGACAGGGUGUUGUCCAGGGUCACGCCAAGGCUCUUCGCACUCUGGGAGGAGGACACAACGGAGUUGUCAACCGUGAUGGCGAGAUCAUGGAACGGGCAGUCCUUCCCCGGGAGGAAGAGCAGCUCCGUCUUGCCAGGGUUCAGCUUGAGGUGGUGAUCCGUCAUCCAUACUGAUAUGUCUGCCAGACAUGCAGAGAUGCGAUUCGCCACCUGGUUAUCAGAAGGGGGAAAGGAGAAGAUUAGUUGUGUAUCGUCAGCGUAGCAAUGAUAGGAGAGGCCAUGUGAGGAUAUGACAGAGCCAAGUGACUUGGUGUAUAGGGAGAAAAGGAGAGGGCCUAGAACUGAGCCCUGGGGGACACCAGUGGUGAGAGCACGUGGUGCGGAGACAGCUUCUCGCCACGCCACUUGGUAGGAGCGACCGGUCAGGUAGGACGCAAUCCAGGAGUGAGCCGCGCCGGAGAUGCCCAGCUCGGAGAGGGUGGAGAGGAGGAUCUGAUGGUUCACAGUAUCAAAGGCAGCAGACAGGUCUAGAAGGACAAGAGCAGAGGAGAGAGAGUUAGCUUUAGCAGUGCGGAGAGCCUCCGUGACACAGAGAAGAGCAGUCUCAGUUGAAUGACCAGUCCUGAAACCUGACUGGUUUGGAUCAAGAAGGUCAUUCUGAGAGAGAUAGCAAGAGAGUUGGCUAAAGAUGGCACGCUCAAUAGUUUUGGAAAGAAAAGAAAGAAGGGAUACUGGUCUGUAGUUGUUGACAUCAGUGGGAUCGAGUGUUGGUUUUUUGAGAAGGGGAGCAACUCUCGCUCUCUUGAAGACGGAAGGGACAUAGCCAGCGGUCAAGGAUGAGUUGAUCAGCGAGGUGAGGUAGGGGAGAAGGUCACCGGAGAUGGUCUGGAGAAGAGAGGAGGGGAUGGGGUCAAGCGGGCAGGUUGUUGGGCGGCCUGCAGUCACUAGUCGCAAUAUUUUAUCUGGAGAGAGAGGGGAGAAAGAAGUCAAAGCAUAGGGUAGGGCAGUGUGAGCAGGACCAGCAGUGUCAUUAGACAUAACAAACGAGGAUCGGAUGUCGUCAACCUUCUUUUCAAAGUGGUUGACGAAGUCAUCCACAGAGAGGGAGGAGGGGGGGGGGUGGGGGGGAGGAUUCAGCAGUGAGGAGAAUGUGGCAAAGAGCUUCCUAGGGUUAGAGGCAGAUGCUUGGAAUUUAGAGUGGUAGAAAGUGGCCUUAGCAGCAGAAACAGAUGAAGAAAAUGUAGAGAGGAGGGAGUGAAAAGAUGCCAGGUCGGCAGGGAGUUUAGUUUUCUUCCAUUUCCGCUCAGCUGCCCGGAGCUCUGUUCUGUGAGCUCGCAAUGAGUCAUCAAGCCACGGAGCUGGAGGGGAGGACCGAGCCGGCCGGGAGGAUAGGGGACACAGGGAGUCAAAGGAUGCAGAAAGGGAGGAGAGGAGGGUUGAGGAGGCAGAAUCAGGAGAUUGGAGGGAGAAGGAUUGAGCAGAGGGAAGAGAUGAUAGGAUGGAAGAGGAGAGAGUAGUGGGAGAGAGAGAGCGAAGGUUGCGGCGGCGCGUUUUUGUAUUUUAUUUUAUCCAGUCGGAUAAACACUCCAAACAGCCUACCUAACCGCUCGGAGGCGUCUGCGUGGUCCUAAAGCACACCGUCCUCGUUUUGUAUCACAUUCCAAUGAUAAAACUAGGGGGGACAAAAAUGCCAUUUCAGAAUGUGGGAAGUUGUGCCCCUUCUUACAGGCAAUGCUUUAAGAAGGCUUAACAAGAAGGAUGGCAGAAGAUAAACAGCAGUAUUAUGCUGCUCUUUUCCAAUAAUGAGGCUGAACUGCAUACUUUUCUAUUUCCUGUUUACCACCAACAAAGAAGUAGCACAGCAUAGUCCAUGCUAGCUGCGGCUACACAAAACAGCCACAGGACGGCGCCAAAUCAAAAGGCGCUUGGCCAAAAGAAUAGAAGGCAGAAUACCCCCAUACUGUGUUCUGUCUUUCGUCAUCCAUUUAGCUAGCCUAGCUGUUUGACAAAAUCAUUUUACUAGUUUUUCAAAGUGCACUGAACAAAAAUAGAAACGCAACAUGUAACAAUGUCAAAGAUGUUACUGAGUUACAGUUCAUAUAAGGAAAUCAGUCAAUUGAAAUAAAUUCAAUAGGCCCUAAUCUAUGGAUUUCAUAUGACUGGGAAUACAGGUAUGCAUCUGUUGGUCACAGAUACCUUAAAAAAAAGGUAGGGGCGUGGAUCAGAAAGCCAGUCAGUAUCUGGUGUGACCACCAUUUGCCUCAUGCAGCACGACGCAUCUCCUUCACAUAGAGUUGAUUAGGCUGUUGAUUAUGGCCUGUACUCUUCGAUAGCUGUGCGAAGUUACUGGAUAUUGGCAGGAACUGUAACACGCUGUCGUACACGUCCAUCCAGAGCAUCCCAAACAUGCUCAAUGGGUGACAUGUCUGGUGAGUAUACAAAAUGUUCAGCUUCCAGGAAUUGAUUGCAGAUCUUUGCAACAUGGGGCCGUGCAUUAUCAUGCUGAAACAUGAGGUCAUGUUGCAUUUAAAUUAUAUUUUUGUUCAGGCAUACUUUCGCGAACUGUCUCUGUCCCUCUCGUCGUUGUGUUAUGUACAUUCCGCUCUCAUGCGGUCUAUGCAAUCUGUGUGUAUCUAGCCUAAUGUUGAUGGCGUAUGACGAGAUGCUCAUGUCUUCGCCCUAACAAUAGAGUCAUUGUCCCAAAGGCGGGAAGAAGGUUUAGGUCCAAAAUAAGCCCAUAGAAACGCAUUGGGCUUAUUUUGGACAGAUUUUGGCGAGAGUGAAACCUCUCACUUCGCCUCUUCCUCUCUGACCCGCCUCUUGUUUGAGCCAGAAAAAAUUGACGCAAUGAAUUAUGGUCAUUGUAGUUAAUUACCAUGUUUCUGCGCUGAAAUAGGUUCAAUAUUUGGCUUAAUGAAAACUACAACUAUCUUCAGCACAGCGUCCCACAUAUAGUUCUUGACUUCUCUCGUGAAUUAUUUGAUUUCUCUCUAGACAACAAAAACAAACUAAAUGGAAUUCAAGGAAUUUGACCUACGUCGGUCAAUUAGUUGUUUAAUAACCCCCCAAAAAAGUAAUUGCUCAGCACUACUGGCCAUAAAGUUAGUUGUUGGUGACUGUAACCACCAUCACAAAGGCCAUUCAUGGGAAGCUGGCAUAGACUGAGUUCGAUCGUCAGAUUUUGUGUUGUCUAUUAUUCCAGUAUAAGCUUUUUUAAUCAGUAGUAUAUAUUUUUUUUAAGCGUCAACACACAGUGAUCGGAUGACUGCGAUUGCUGACCAUAAUUGUUUUAUAUAUUUGUGUGUAUGCGUGUGUGUGUGUGUGUGUGUGUGUAUGUGUGUGUGUGUGUGUGUGUGUGUGUCAAUGUAAAUGUCUCUGCCACCCCCCUACACCACAGGUGUUCACGGACCCCAGCAACCUGCAGCGCCACAUCCGCUCGCAGCACGUAGGGGCGCGCGCUCACACCUGCCCCGAGUGUGGCAAAACCUUCGCCACCUCCUCAGGCCUAAAGCAGCACAAGCACAUUCACAGCAGUGUCAAGCCCUUCAUCUGUAAGUCUCAGUCUCUGCAACCCAAGCCGACAUGGCCUAGCCAACCCACAUCUAGUUCUACCUCCCCGUGUCCAAAGGCUUCCUCCUCAUCCUCCUCCUCUUCCUCCUCCCUCCAUCUCUCUCCAACCCCAGGCAGGGCCAGUGACAGUAGCAGACACAAUCCCAUAGGUCAGAGACAAUUCCAUGACCCCAUCCCUUCUUCAGCCGCCAUUUUGUUUUCUAUUUUUCCCGCCUUUUUUCUUGUUUUUGUUAUCCUCCCCCAUUCCCCCCUCAGUGCCUCUCCUCCUCUUUUUGUUGUAUGGAUAACACUUUAUUUUGAUAGUCCAGCUCAUUAAGUUGGAUAGAGGGUGCAUUUGCAAUGAUAAAGAUAGGAAGUGGGCCCUCUUUCCAACUCUAUGGUCCCUCUGCAGCUGAUAUGUUACUGAUUUGUUGGGCAUCUUUAGUGGGACUUUAAAAGAAGUGCUACUUUGUGUGUUCCUUUUUUUGUUUGUUUUACUUCUUUCCUGUGUGGAUAGAGGGUGCACUUGCAAUGACAAAGAUUUUUUCCUUCUGAGGUGGGUAAAAUGGGUUUUUCGUAGGCACGGGCAGAUUUGAUAUAAACGUGGAUCAACAGUAUCUGCUUCAGCUCCCCGCUAAAGGAUGCUGGAAGCCAUGAUACCUUACCUUGUCUUCACGCUCUCAACUUUCUGCUUUGCUUUUCUGUUUGCACCCAUGUGUGCGUAUGUGUGUAUAUGCUUAUAUACAUGUACAGUACCAGUCAAAAUUUUGGACACACCUACUCAUUCCAGGGUUUUUCUUUAUUUUUUCUAUUUUCUACAUUGUAGAAUAAUAGUUAAGACAUCAAAACUAUGAAAUAUCACAUAUGGAAUCAUGUAGUAACCAAAAAAGUGUUAAACAAAUCAAAUAUAUUUGAGAAUCUUCAAAUAGCCACCCUUUGUCUUGAUGACAGCUUUGCACACUCUUGGCAUUCUCUCAACAAGCUUAACCUGGAAUGCUUUUCCAACAGUCUUGAAGGAGUUCCCACAUAUGCUGAGCACUUGUUGGCUGCUUGAGAAGGUGUGUCCAAACUUUUGACUGGUAGUGUAUAUGUACAGUAUGUAUUCAAGCAACACUUUAUAGAACAUAUGGUGAAAAUGAUCAGCUUAACCGUAGGUUGCCCACUGUGGACAUAUGGUAGUUAUUUUGCCAGUCAUAGUGAUUCAAUGGUUAAUAAAAUGUUGACACUGGGUUUCACCAAAAGCAUGCACGAUUUGCGAUUUGUAUAGAUACAGCCUUUAGACAAAAAGGCAGAAUGUACAUGUAUACUGAGUGUACGAACAUUAAGAACACCUGCUUUUUCCAUGACAUACACUGACCAGGUGAAUCCAGGUGAAAGCUAUGAUCCCUUAUUGAUGUCACCUUCAAUCAGUGUAGAUGAAGGGGAGCAGACAGGUAAAAAAAAUAUGAGACAAUUGAGACAUUGAUUGUGUAUGUGUGCCAUUCAGAGUGUGAAUGGGCAAGACAAAAGAUUUAAGUGCCUUUGAACGGUGUAUGGUAGUAGGUAGGUGGGUGGGGGGGGUGCAACUCAAAAUUAGGAAGGUGAUCUUAAUGGUUUGUACACUGUGUAUAUUAUUUCUAAGUAGCCUAGUGUUGUAUCUGUGUUAACUGUUGACUUUGUACUCUGAGUUAGUGACAGUGUUUAAAUGGGCUUAACCAGGCCCGUGUGGGCUGUGUGUCUCCCCAGGCGAGGUGUGCCACAAGUCCUACACGCAGUUCUCCAACCUGUGCCGCCACAAGCGCAUGCACGCCGACUGCCGCACCAAGAUCAAGUGCAAGGAAUGUGGCCAGAUGUUCAGCACUACUUCCUCCCUCAACAAGCACCGGCGCUUCUGUGAGGGCAAGAACCAUUAUGGCCCUACCGGGGUCCUGUUCGCUCCCGGCAUCCCCAUGAGCAGCUCGAUCCUGGCCAGGUCCCACCCCCACCACCACCAACCGGGCCUCAACCACUCGGGUCUGGCCUUCCCUGACUACUUCCCCUCCCGGCCCCACCUUCACGCCAGCCUGCCCUUCUCCCCCGGGCCGCAUGGCUUCCCCUCGCUCUCCCAUGGCUUCCCAGGCCUCUUCGCCCCCUCGCUCUACCCUCGGCCGCCCUCACUGCCCCCCAGCCCACUUCUGAAGAGCCCCCUGGGCAACAACAGUAACAACGGUGGGAGCCAGGAGGGCAAGCUGCCCCACAGCCCCCUGGACGGUCCUCCACUGUCUCUGAUCAACUCCAUCAUCAACAACAACAACAAUGGAGGAGAUAGUCUCCUCAGCAGCCAGGAGAGGGAGGACAAAGAGAGGCUGGAGCUGGCGUACAGCGAGGUCAAGGCCAAAGCCAAGAUGUCGGAGGUGUCGGACGGCAGCGACCUGGAGGACGUCAACACCACCAGCGGCACCGACCUGGACACCACCACCGGCACCGCCUCGGGUUCAGACUUAGACAGCGACGCCGAGAGCGAGCGGGAACAACGGGAGCGGCUCAGCGGCACCAAGAGAAGGAAGGAGGCGGGCGUUGGAGGGGCGGGGGGGACAGAAAGUGCGGGUCAGGAUUGGCGGCCGGAUGACGUGAGCAGCGGCUCAGUGUCGGCGGUGUCCAGCUCGGUCAACCUGGCUUGCGAGCGGCCCUCCUUCCUCUCGGUCGCCUCCCAGCACUCCUUCUUUCCACCUCCGGAUGAGCAGGCGCUGCCCCCCACAAGAGGCACCACUGCCACCGACUCCAUCAAGGCCAUCGCUUCCAUCGCCGAGAAGUACUUUGGCCCUGGUCUCAUGGGCCUGCAAGAGAAGAAGAUGGGCUCGCUGCCCUGCCAUUCCAUGUUCCCCUUCCAGUUCCUACCCAACUUCCCUCACUCCCUCUACCCCUUCGCCGAGCGGGCCGGUGCCCUCAACCCUGGCAUGUUCUUCAAGUCUGAGCCCAAGUCACCUCAUGUGCAACAUCCGCCACCCCACAAAAUGGCUGCCCCUCGCACCGGAGAGCCAACACCCUUCGACCUCACCACCAAGCCCAAGAAGGCCAAGCCGACACCGCCGCCCCCCGCCAUGCCGACCCCACCCAGCGGUAGCAGCAACCCCCCCCUCAUUCUCCCAGGGGAUGAGGAGCAGCCGCUGGACCUGAGCAUCGGCAGCCGCAGACGGGAUGGGCACAACGGGGUGGUGGCCCCUGAGCAGCCGUCCAGCCGCAAGAACCAUCACAAGGAGGAGCACCCCGGCAGACACCCGCACCCACACACCCAGCACCCCCAGGGCCAGCCGCCCCAGCCGCAGCAGCCCUCCCUGCAUUACGCCAAGCCCUCGUCCUUCUUCAUGGACCCAAUAUACAGGUAUUUCAGCCCGAGGAGGCCAGAGUCCUUACCAGACACUGCAUGUAGAUAA
Coregonus sp. 'balchen' is the source of this 9407-nucleotide messenger RNA. The record is from the annotation of a GenBank genome assembly. NCBI's taxonomy places the organism in Eukaryota, Metazoa, Chordata, Actinopteri, Salmoniformes, Salmonidae.